Orbilia oligospora ATCC 24927 is the source of this 2646-nucleotide messenger RNA. RefSeq lists its product as uncharacterized. Gene Ontology annotation, cellular component: membrane. Gene Ontology annotation, molecular function: antiporter activity. Bases 1 to 2646 code for a protein of 881 amino acids. The record is from RefSeq and is a predicted model, not a curated record. The transcript is spliced from 6 exons. Gene Ontology annotation, biological process: proton transmembrane transport. NCBI's taxonomy places the organism in Eukaryota, Fungi, Ascomycota, Orbiliomycetes, Orbiliales, Orbiliaceae.
AUGUCGUCGACCGUGAGCUCCGUGAUCGCUGCGGCGACCGGAAACUCGACGUCGAAGGUUGCCGACCAAACUGGUAUCAUUGGUGGUGCCAACCCAUCUCACUAUAACAAGAACGACCCCAUCGUUGUUUUCAUCGUUCAGGUUUUCUUGAUCGUGGUAUUAUGUCGUCUAGUACAUUGGCCAUUGUCGAAACUGAGGCAGCCUCGAGUCAUUUCCGAGGUCAUUGGUGGCAUAAUAUUAGGCCCAACGGUCAUGGGUAGAGUACCCGGUUUCACUACGAGUAUUUUCCCGGCGGAAGCAAUGCCAAACCUCAAUCUUGUCGCCAAUCUCGGUCUCGUCCUCUUCUUGUUCUUGAUCGGUCUUGAAGUUGAUUUCCGUGUGAUGGUUGAAAAUUGGCAAAUCGCUUUGGGAGUUGGUACCCUCGGCAUGGUAGUGCCAUUCGGGUUUGGUGCUGCAAUUGCCUACGGUCUAUAUAACGAAUUCGGCGAGGAUCCAGGGGUUGACGAGGAGGUCAACUUUGGUAUCUUCCUUCUCUUCGUCGGUGUCGCUUUCAGUAUCACCGCCUUCCCGGUUCUCUGUCGUAUCCUUACGGAGCUCAAACUAUUGGGUACAAACGUUGGUAUUAUCGUUCUUGCAGCGGGUGUCGGUAACGACGUUGUUGGCUGGAUUCUUCUGGCCUUGACUGUCGCCCUUAUUAAUGCCGGGUCCGGCGUUGCCGCUGUUUACGUCCUUUUGGUCGCCGUUGGAUUUAUCCUCUUCUUGUUCUUUGUCGUAAAGCCAAUUUUCCAUUGGUAUCUGCGCAAAACUGGAAACAUGGGAAAUCCUAGUCAGAGCGCUCUUACUGUCACCCUCCUGCUCUGUCUCAGUUCCGCCUGGUUCUCCAAUGUUAUUGGUAUUCACGCCAUCUUCGGUGGUUUCGUCGUUGGACUCAUUUGUCCCCACGAAGGUGGUUUCGCCGUCGCCGUCGCUGAGAAGAUCGAAGAUUUGAUCACUGUUCUCUUUCUCCCGCUUUAUUUCACCCUCUCAGGUCUCAGAACCAAUAUUGGCCUCCUCAACAGCGGUAUCGUUUGGGCCUACGUCAUUGGUGUUCUCGCUAUUGCCUUUGUCACCAAGAUUAUCGGAGGUACCCUUGCCGCAAGGUUUUUCAAACUUCGUUGGAGAGAGUCUCUCGCUGUCGGAGUUUUGAUGUCUUGCAAGGGUCUCGUCGAACUUAUCGUGUUAAACAUUGGUCUCACUGCUGGUGUUAUUUCACAGCGUACCUUCACCAUAUUCGUCGUCAUGGCUUUGGUCACUACAUUUGCCACCACUCCAUUGGUGACCUUCCUGUAUCCAGAAUGGUAUCAGAAGAAAUGUCUUGCCUGGAGAGCAGGCAAGAUCAACUGGGAUGGCACCCCGACUGCUCAGUCUGAAGACGAAGUAGAGAGCAAGGCCAAGACCACAAUCAACAGACUGACCGUCCUCCUUCGUUUGGAUACCUUACCUAGUUUGAUGUCUUUCGUUUCUCUCCUCAAGGGAGAACAAGACCCUCUCCCUCCACUCAUUCACAAAUCCAAGAAGGGUGAGGAAUCUAGCUCAAAGGCUGAAGAAGAAGUUACAAAGGUCGAGGGUCCAAGAGCCCCAAGAUUGGAAGUCCACGGCCUCCGUCUACGCGAGCUUGGAGAACGAACGUCUGCUGUUAUGCGUGUCGCCGAAGAACACGAGUUCGCGGAGAGAGAUCCAGUCGUCAAUACCUUCAAGGCAUUCGGUAGAAUGAACAACAUUGCCUGCGCAACUGGUCUAUCUAUUGUCCCUGAGGAUUCCUUCUCCGGAGUUCUGAUCGAUCGUGCAAAGGAUACAUCCUCCGACUUGUUGGUCGUCCCAUGGAGCGAAACCGGCCAAAUUAGUGACAACUACGACCAAAACUUAGAAAGCAAGGAACAGCAGUUCGGAUCUGGCCCAUAUGUUCAUUUCUUGACAUCACUCGUUCAAGACAGCACCUCCAGGCUUGCUAUCUUCAUCAACCGCGGAUUUGGUGGUGUUAGCCGAAGCGAUCGAGCUCUCACCCGACGCAACAGCACUGUCUCUGGUGCCGUGUCCCGUGUCAAGACCGGUAUCCAAGAAUCGGCUACUCUCCCAGUCCUAGACCCGUCUCACCAUAUCUUCUUCCCAUUCAUUGGUGGUGCCGAUGACCGCGCAGCCCUUCGAUUUGUCCUUCAACUUGUCAAGAACACCAAUGUUACUGCUACCAUCGUUCAAGUUUCCAGCGCUAGCGCCGAAGCCGCAUCGAAAGAAGUGAACACAAUUCAACCCACCACCUCUUCCGCAGGAAGCGUCACAGAAGACGACGCCGCCUUCUACCUCCAAAUCGCUGCUUCCAUUCCCUCGGAAAUCUCCCAGCGCGUGGUCUUCGAAACCCUUGAAACAGAUUCUCCAAUUCAAACAAUCAUCACCCGCGCCAAGCAAGAAGUUGGAACAACCCUCAAGAACGCUGGUGACCUUGUCGUCGUUGGAAGGUCACACACUGGAAGUUAUGCUUCCCAAGUUUCAGCAGUUACUUCCGAGCACGCCCCUCCAGUCUCUAGCGACGCAAGGAAGAUCAUCGGAGUUGUUGCUGAGUCUGUUCUUGCCGCCCAGGUUAGGGCAUCUCUUUUGGUUUACCGGGCAUAA